GGAUUUUAUCAGUUUCUCACAUGACUCACGUCACUUGACCGAGAAAAAGUUCAAAAUUCAUGAUACAGUGUAUAUCGAAAUGAUUGAGCUAUGUACGAAGAAACGAAUGUUAAUUGGCAUAACACUGUUAGGAGGAUUAACGAUAUUGGUAUUAAUUGUUGAGAGCCAUUGGACCGACAACCCUAGUAAACUUUAUUUGGAGAACUUUGAGAAUAAUACAAGAUGUAUUUCUGGAGAUGAAUAUGAAAUAACAUCGGAAUGUCAUCCGUGUUCUGCUUUUGAAAUAGCCAGUAAGAGUAUUGACGUAUGUGCUCAUGCCAGGUACAAAGAAGUUGUCAAAUGUAAAAGUGGAGAGGCUAUAACGAGAAGUUGUGACAGGGUAGCUUGGUUAGAAGAAAGAGCAUUUUGGAAGUUCGAAGUAUUUAUGUUCCUUUUGGCAUUAACUUCCUGUAUUAGUGUUUACUGGAGAGAAAAUGUCCUGAGGCAAAGAAUAAUACGAAAAGUAGCCAAACAACUGAAGGCUAGUGUAUAGCGUAGCUUUUUUUUGUGUAUAAAUAACUUUUUUUUAAAUUUCUUUACGACACAUUGGGCAGCUUAAAAAAAAAAAUGAACG
Messenger RNA from Frieseomelitta varia, 613 nucleotides. RefSeq names its product protein JTB (gene JTBR). Gene Ontology annotation, biological process: mitotic cytokinesis. Gene Ontology annotation, cellular component: spindle; cytoplasm; membrane. Bases 80 to 532 code for a protein of 150 amino acids. The record is from RefSeq and is a predicted model, not a curated record. The transcript has 3 exons. Lineage: Eukaryota; Metazoa; Arthropoda; Insecta; Hymenoptera; Apidae.